Prunus dulcis (almond) is the source of this 1644-nucleotide messenger RNA. RefSeq names its product zinc finger AN1 and C2H2 domain-containing stress-associated protein 16-like. The record is from RefSeq and is a predicted model, not a curated record. The transcript has 4 exons. Bases 625 to 1503 code for a protein of 292 amino acids. Gene Ontology annotation, cellular component: cytoplasm. Gene Ontology annotation, molecular function: zinc ion binding. NCBI's taxonomy places the organism in Eukaryota, Viridiplantae, Streptophyta, Magnoliopsida, Rosales, Rosaceae.
CCUUUCUUCUUCCGGACACAGAGGAAAUCUAGGUUUUUCCAUUUGAAAAGAAACGGCUGCACCAGCAAACUCAAGGAACCAUAUCCAGAAGGAAGACGAAGGAAGAAGAGAGAAAUUUCGAAGGCACCUCUUCGUCCCCACUGAAAUUUCUGCUGCUCCACCAGGUUCUCUGCGUUGUUCUUCCAUGGAAGCAGUUCUUAACUGACGAACCGGCAAACCCAUUGCUAAUUGUUUGCUUUUGUUUUGUGGACGUGAAUUGGAGCCUUAAUUUGGGACAUUCGUUUGGUGGCUGAGACUGGACAGGAUUGGGAUUGUGUCCAGUCAUAUCCCAUAGAGUCUCCCACCCUUGCGAAGGAGAGGAACUUCCCUGCCUCGGUUUUACUAUCGUCUUCUUCCUGUCUCUCUACUCAUGCCUACUGAGGACAGAGAUAGGAAGAGGGGAUUCCGGCAACCAAUCCGGCCGAAUUUCAUCCGUUUUGUCUCAAGCUCGUUCGGGUGAUUCCGGCAACCAAUCUCUUCGAAUUAUGUACUCCAACCACGCUUGUGCAGCAGGCGGGACCCUCUCAGGGUCGAGUAGUGUGGGACUAUCUGUGAGUGGCGAGGAGCUUCUGUAUACGAAUUUUAAUGGGAACUCCGGAGUUUCCGGAUCUGGGUCGGCAUUGCUACAUCGCUGAUUGCCAGCAGAUCGAUUUCUUGCCCUUCACCUGCGAUAGCUGUCAUCAGGUAUUUUGUUUGGAGCAUCGAAGCUAUAUUAAGCAUAAUUGUCCAAAAGCUGACAAACAAAAUGUCACUGUUGUCAUCUGUCCCCUUUGUGCCAAAGGAGUUCAUCUAAUUCCAGAUGAAGAUGCAAACAUUACUUGGGAGAGACAUGUUAACAAUGAAUGCGACCCUUCUAAUUAUGAGAAAGCCACAAAGAAGAAAAAGUGUCCUGUUCCCGGCUGCAAGGAGCUCUUAACAUUCUCCAACACAAUCAAGUGCAGGGACUGCACGGUCGACCACUGUUUGAAGCAUCGAUUUGGACCUGAUCACAAGUGUCCGGGACCCAAGAAACCUACAACAGGCUUUCCUUUUUCAGGCCUGUUAAGUAGGAGUAGGAAAGAAGUGUGGAAGCCCAACCAUGCUCCUGUCGCAUCUUCCUCGAACUGGAGUAAUAGCUUUCUUACUGCAGCUUCAUCUUUUCGAGCCUCAGCUGAAGCAAGUGUGGCAAAAUUGAGUAGUGAACUUAGCCAGAAGUGGCAGAUAGCAAAGGAUGGAGUAGGGCAGAGCAGCAAUAGUGGGAGUAGAAACGGGCAGCUGGAGGAGUGUCCGCAGUGUGGUGCUAAGUUUUCCUCAGUCACCACUCUUGUAGACCACGUAGAAAAAGUCCAUGAGAAGGGUGGCAACAGAGCCGGGGUGAAGAAAGCGACAAUCGAUGCCUGCCCUAAAUGUAGUAAAGGGUUUCGUGAUCCAGUAGCUCUCGUAGAGCACGUUGAGAGAGAUCAUGGUGGCACAUCAAGGACGUAGGUACCAUUUUUGGAGAAAGUGUGUGUAUUAUCCAUUGGGUAUAAAUUCAUUGUCGUCGCACUGGCAAAUGCAUGUAUCUUUUGAGCAUUCAGUCAAACUUUAAAAUUGAAUAUAAAGUUAUUCUUUUGUGAAUAUUUUAAA